CUUGAAAUUUCGUGAAAGAAACAUUUUACUGAAUGUGUGAAAGAAAAUAUUUUCAAAUUAAUUUUAUUGUAAGUUUACGUACCCAAAAUAACCAUUUUCAGUAAGAUAAUAUAAUUAUUUUCUUAAACUGAAAUAAUGGCAAUAUCUUUGUCAGCAUAUUGGGUAAAGUUUUUCAAAGGUGCUGGCUUUCCACAAGAUGUUGCAACCAAGCAUGCAGUUGUAUUUUCUAACAAUCGUAUUAAACCAGACAUGCUGCCAGAUUUGGACAAGCCUAGUCUUAAAGAAAUGGGUAUUACAUUAAUGGGAGAUAUGAUUGCUAUUAUAAGAUAUGCAAAAAAAGUAGUGGAAGAAACGACAUGUGAAAAAUUUCUCGUCGACACAGAAGAUCCAGAUACACCAGCAAAACUUGUUAAUAAACCGAUAAUUAAAAAAGCAGUGACCAAAGUAACCGCUAAAUCACCAGUUGUAAUUAAAACGAAAUCAUCUACGGUUACUAAUCCAAAAACAGUUAAAAACACAUCUACUGUGAUUCCGAAAAUAACAACUGUUAAGAAAUCAAGCGUGGUAUUACCAGAAAGUAAAAAACCUACAAAUUCAUUAAAAAGGACACUGUGUGUGGAACCUGAGGAAGGAUACAAUGAAAGUUAUAGCAAUGAUUGGUCAGUUGUUGCUAAGAAAAAACCAAAGCCACAAACUAACAAUGAUGAGGAUAAUGAUAAAGUAGGAUAUACGGUGAUAAUACCAAAAAUGGCAGCUUUGAGAAAUUUACCUGCUAAAAAAGCAGUCGAACAAAAGCGAACAGUAUUUGAUAGAUUAGGAGAUAGUUCAGUAACUAGUACAACCAAUUUGCCUGAGACUUCUCCUACAUUUAAUGUUACUGGACUGGGUAAAAAUACAUAUAAGAGAACGAUAAGCGUUUUCAAUCGUCUUGGCGAUAAAGAUUCUAAUAAAAGUGACACGCCGCAAUUAGGAAUAUUAAAGAAUGGUACUACCAAGACAACCACUUCACAGGGUAUUCUAAAAAAUAGUAGUUCAAAUGUAGGAAUAUCUAGUGUAGCUAAGAAGAAGAUUAUUGCUGCGGGUACAAUGCAUGCCGAUCAUGAGGUUAAUAAUAAAACACCUUCAAAUAGUGUCAAGCGAUUGGUACGAACAACUAAAAAAAUUACUUUCAAUGAAAAUGGAUCGAAUUUAAACAAAACAAGAAAUUUCGAAGUUACGUCUGGCAAAUUAGCUUCUGAACGACUUGCCACAAUACCAGCAAAAGCACGAUUAGGUGUGCUUAGAUCAAGUAGUGCUAAACAAGUUACUUUCAAUAGGGUUGCAACUGUUACGCACGUUAAAAAACCCGAUGUUUUUAGUCGUCUUGGCAUUUAAAGAAAACAUUCAAACACAUCAUUUAAACAUUAUUUCCAAUUACAUAUUCUUUGUACAAAGUAAUAUUAUUUUUUCUCCUGUAAAGAGUAUAUAUGUAAACAUAUAUGUUUUAAUAUAAAAACAAAAUCUAUUGUACUUCUCAAAUAGAUUAGAUAAUAUUCUUCGCAAUUUUACACAUACAAAAAAUGAACUUUUUUAAU
Molecule: messenger RNA, 1574 nt
Organism: Polistes dominula (European paper wasp)
Lineage: Eukaryota; Metazoa; Arthropoda; Insecta; Hymenoptera; Vespidae
Cellular component (GO): nucleus
Source: RefSeq, a predicted model, not a curated record